This is a messenger RNA of Cyanistes caeruleus (blue tit), 799 nucleotides long. It is a transcript of the gene SURF2, whose product is annotated as surfeit 2. The record is from RefSeq and is a predicted model, not a curated record. NCBI's taxonomy places the organism in Eukaryota, Metazoa, Chordata, Aves, Passeriformes, Paridae.
ACCGCGCGGUACCCGAUGGGCUCGGCCGCAGCGAGCUCCUGCCCCGAGGUGUUUGUCCGGCGCUGGAAGGCGGUGGAAGGCCGGGGAGCAGAGCUGGUGAGGUGCAGGCUGACGGGACACGAGCUGCCCUGUCGCUUGUCAGAGCUGCAGGCUUACACCAGCGGUAAGAAGUACCAGCGGCUCACAAAGGCAGCUCAAGGGUUCGACUAUGGCAUGUUUGAGCCCCACAUAGUGCCCAGCACAAAGAAUUUACACCAGCUGUUCUGCAAGCUCACCCUCAGACACAUCAACAAGCUUCCAGAGCACGUCCUGCGUCAUGUCCAAGGGAAGCGCUACCAGAAGGCCCUGAAAACGUAUGAGGAAUGCCAGAGGGAAGGAGUGGACUACAUCCCUGCCUGCCUGAGACAGAAGAAGCAGCAGGCACAGCACUCUGAUGACCAAACAAACGGGAGCAGGCAGCCUCACAGGAAAGAGGAGUUCUGGGAGCCAGAGUUCAGCAAGGAGGAUGGAGAGGAGACAGACGACAGCAUGAGUGACCUGUACCCACCUGCACUCUUCCCAGAAAAAAACCCAUCAGCUCCACAGACCACAAAGGGCAGUGAUGACUUCAUGACAGACAGCGAGGAUGACGGGACCAAGCAGAAUGGAGAGCACGGGACAAGGAGGGACAGCAGCAGAGCAGCUGGCAAAAGAGGAAAGAAACAGACAGGUCCUUUAAAGAAGAAAUUCAAGAGCCACCAUCGAAAACCCAAAAACUUCAAGAAAGCAAUCAAUGGGAAAUAAAUUCUAUGAUAAAAUA